AUGGACACGGCCACGUCAUCGCCCGCGGCCGCUUUCCGCGACGUCCGCGUCACAUCUCCUUGCACCAGUUCCACGUACCGGCAGCCCACCACGUACGCUGGCCACGUGGCCGCCUCUCAACCACCUCCCCCGCCGCCGACGGCUGUCGCCACCAACUCGACGCCAUCCUCGUCCACCACCGCACCAGCCGUUCGAUACGGGAGAGUGCCGAAGAGAUCUCGUGAGCAACUCGAGUCGGAGUCGAAGACCGUGUCGGCCGCAGAUUCGAUGGCGGCGGCGGCCGUUCAAGUGACCACCACGACGGCGACCACGACGACAGUCGCUGCGAACGCUGCCACGGCCGUAGCCACUGCGGUGGCCAUAGGGAUCGGCGGCAGUGCACCGGCCACGGUUGACCCUAUCAUGACUGGCACCGGGCCGGCCGCAGUGAUAGAGACCAACGGUGGCAGCGUGUCCAUAUCGUACGACGUGAUCGCGGCCAUAUCGCAGGCACACCUGACCAACUGCGAUUACACGGACGAGCUGACCAGGACACUGCUCCGGAAACCCGUCGCCUCUCCUGUGCAUAGGUUGGCCACAGAUCUUUCGCUCACCUUCUACGACGGCACGUUCAUCACUCGACAGCAGCUGGAACUCAUUUACGACGUGGAUUUCGCCACUGACGUAUUCCAGUUGGUGACAUCUUUCAAUAGUUUAUCGCUGACGGAUACCGAAGUUGGUCUAUUUGCCGCCAUCGUGCUGCUGACGCCGGACAGGCCUGGCGUAUCGGACGUAAAAACCGUACAGCACAGUCAGGACCGGAUCGUUGAAGCGUUCAAGCUACAACUAAGCAAAGGCCACGGAGGAGAUAAGAAUUUAGCUCAAACGGUAUUGUCGAAACUGCCCGAACUACGAACCAUUGGUGCCCGACACGUUUCGUAUCUCGAGUGGUUCAGGUUAAAUUGGCAUAUGCUGAAGUUGCCGCCGUUAUUCGCCGAAAUAUUCGACAUACCCAAGUGCGAAGAGGACUUGCAUCAAGGCUGAAUUAUUAUCUUUCUAUUUUAUUGUUACAGGUUUUUUUUUAUAUAUACUUAUAAAGUUUCGUUUCGUUUUUUUUUUU
This is a messenger RNA of Diuraphis noxia (Russian wheat aphid), 1099 nucleotides long. RefSeq names its product Ecdysone-induced protein 78C (gene Eip78C). Gene Ontology annotation, biological process: regulation of DNA-templated transcription. The record is from RefSeq and is a predicted model, not a curated record. Gene Ontology annotation, molecular function: DNA-binding transcription factor activity; zinc ion binding; sequence-specific DNA binding. Lineage: Eukaryota; Metazoa; Arthropoda; Insecta; Hemiptera; Aphididae.